AUGGCACCUCGAAAAGUCACUCCAUCCACCCCCACCAAGCAUCGCGCAGACGAAGACCACGCUCCCCGCCACAGGAAGCGUGUCGUUCAGCAUCUCCCCUUUGCCAAGAUCGCAUCCCGCCCCGGACAGGUCUUUGUCUUUGGCACCGGAGACUGCGCUCAGCUCGGUCUCGGCGAGGGCACUCUCCUCCGCAAGAAACCCGCUAACGUAGCUGCUCUCAACGAGCAACACAUCGUCGAUAUCGCCGCUGUCAAUGACCAGCGCACUCUCGGACGCUCAGGAGAUGAGUACACUCCUAUGCCAGUAGAAGGUCUUGACGAUGUCAAAGUCGUCAGAGUUGCCUGCUCUGAUUCAUUGACUGUCGCCUUAACUGAUCUCGGUCACGUCUAUACCUGGGGUACUUUCAGAAGCGCGGAGGGAAUUCUCGGACACUCCAAGGAGACCGAGGUGCAGGACAACCCCACCAGGGUCGCCGGACUGGAGGAUAUUGUUGACAUUGCUACUGGAACUGACCAUGUCUUGGCCUUGGACAACACCGGUCUCAUCUACAGCUGGGGUAACGGUCAGCAGAUGCAGUUGGGACGCAGGAUUGUCGCUCGCCGCAUGCUCAACGGAUUGACCCCCGAGUCUGUCGGUGCCAAGAACAUGACGAAGGUCGGAGCUGGCUCUUACCACUCAUUCGCCAUCGACAAGGACGGAAAGGCCUCUGCUUGGGGUCUCAACACCUAUGGACAGUGCGGACUGGAUGAUGCCAAGGUUGAGAAUAUUCCCUCUGUCGGACCAAUCAAGACCCUCAAGGAUGAACAUAUUGUGGACAUUCAGGGAGGCGAGCACCACUCGAUCGCCUUGACCAAGGACGGGCGUCUCUUUGGAUUCGGACGCUCGGACAGCCACCAACUUGGUUUGGGAUACACCGAGCUCCCCGGAACUGAGGACACCACAUCUCACAAGAAGGCCAUCCGUACACCCACAUUGAUCCCUGGCUUGCCCCCAGUCGAUGCCAUCUCUGUCGGAGGCAACCAUACUCUUGCCUUGACCCGUGAGGGUGAUGUUUACGCAUGGGGUUUCGGCGAGAUGUUGGCUUGCGGUAAUGGUGAAGAGGAGGAUGUCGAGAAGCCCUUGAAGUUGACUGGCCAAAAGAUCGAAGGAGCUAAGAUCGUCAAGGUCGCUGCUGGCGGUCAGCACUCUGUUAUCCUAGUUGUCCAUGCUUAA
Messenger RNA from Linnemannia hyalina, 1212 nucleotides. The record is from the annotation of a GenBank genome assembly. NCBI's taxonomy places the organism in Eukaryota, Fungi, Mortierellomycota, Mortierellomycetes, Mortierellales, Mortierellaceae.